Oenanthe melanoleuca is the source of this 5035-nucleotide messenger RNA. It is a transcript of the gene WARS2, whose product is annotated as tryptophanyl tRNA synthetase 2, mitochondrial. The record is from RefSeq and is a predicted model, not a curated record. Lineage: Eukaryota; Metazoa; Chordata; Aves; Passeriformes; Muscicapidae. The transcript has 6 exons. Bases 3253 to 4488 code for a protein of 411 amino acids. Gene Ontology annotation, molecular function: ATP binding; tryptophan-tRNA ligase activity. Gene Ontology annotation, cellular component: mitochondrion; mitochondrial matrix. Gene Ontology annotation, biological process: mitochondrial tryptophanyl-tRNA aminoacylation.
UAGGAGAGCACAGAAUUUCUGAUAUUUUUUCAGGUGAGCCACAAAAAAUUUUUUAGCGCACAUGAUUUUUCACAAUGGGAAGGAAUAAAGCCAGGUUUUCAAAAUUUAUUCAGCUUCUUGAACAAUUCUUCUGUUUUACACUCGGCUGCCAAAAACCAAACUUCUAAUUUCUGUUAGCUAAGACAAGAAGGUUGUACAUAAAAACUCUCUACACAUCCCUGAUCCCCAGAACCCUGUUCACAUCAUAGGAUGAUAUAUGCUCCUAUGUAAAGCACUGUCUCAUGAAAAUAAAAGUUUUGUGGGCUGUAGCCCAGCUACAGAAGUCUUCCCAGCUGGAAAAAAAAGAAUCCUAGACUUUGUGUUGUGCUUCUAGGACUUCCUGCAUCUUCACUAAUUACUUAACUGUGCAUGUCCCUAGUCUUUUCUUAAAUAAUUUUACAGCUAUCAUGUGUAGUUAUUUCCCUGAUUUUGCAGUAUCUCUUUUUAAGCAUGGAAACCUGAAGUGGACUUAGCAAUUUCUGACAGGUUCCCCAGUACUAAAAACUUGACUAUAUGAGCUACAGGACAGCAUUAGCAAAUAGAUUUACUUGUCCAACAUGAUCUCUAGGUCUCUUGCAAAAUCACCAUGUCCCAUGAGACACACACUGAUCUGAAAGAUUUGGUUUAAAACUCUUGUUUCUAUGUCCACAGUCAGUUUGGUGGUAUUAAAAAUGACAAAUUGCACUGGUGAUAUUUUGACUGAGUUAUGGUUUAUCGAAUUUUCCUAACUUAGGCUCUGUAGCAAAUUCCUCACAUCUCAAUAGUCAUGAAUGGAUUCAAAAUGUGCUUUGGAAUAAUAAGGGUAGGGGGAAAGUGUCUAAGAAUAAUACAUGAAAGAGGCCAGAGGUGUUUUGGCAGCAGUGCGAGAUUUCAGAGGACAAUAAAUACUAGCAGUGAAUCCUUCUCUCCGAACUUGGCUAUCUCUCAGGAUGCAAUCUGUGUCACCUUCUCUGGGAUUCUCAAGCCAACCUCUUGUUCAUCUCACCUGCCUUACACAAACACACCACUCUCCCUCUCUGCCUGCACCAAGAACAUCCCAUGCUUAUUCUUCUGCUUCUGCUAGAUGUCUGCCGUAGCAGUGGGCUCUUCUUGUGUUAAAGAGCUGCUGUAAAUAUUGAAUUUUGUUUUUCUCAGCUUAAAUUUGGGUUAAAUAGAGACUUAUAAGUAAUAAUACAGGCUCAGUUCUGGUUAAAGAAAAAAAUCCAACUUUAAUUCAACUUUUUACUUCCGUUUCAAUUUGAUUUAAAAACUUUAAAAACUGGUUUGUUUUAAUAGAUCCCUAUUAUCUGUAUGAUCAUGACAUUUUUAGUGUUAUUUAAAAGUCUUUCACUAUCUGUGUCAACAGCACAUUUCAACAUAAAUUAUUCAGAAUCUAUUUCCAGAUUACCAGCAGCAGUAUUGAGCGGGAGAAAGUACAAGUCACCAUAAAACUCUACUAUAACAGGUACUUUUGAAGAUCUGUCAUCUAAUCAGCCCUUAGCCAUUUCAUGUAUACUUAUCAAAAUUUUCUGUGAUACUAAUUCAAAGGUAUCACAAAAGUCUAAAAAUAUCACCUUUUACUGUUCCAUUUAUUAACUCAAAUUCUAAUAACCUUGAAAAUGAGCACUAAUGCUUUUUUAGUAGUAUUAACUUCAUCUUCUUUAGUUUUUAAUUGCUGGAUUCUACAUAGCUUUUUUCUUCAUAAUUGUUGGCUCAAACUAAUGUUUAACUUACUGAUUUAUAACCACAUUAUAAUAUUGAUAUUCGUUAUAUGCUGAAACCUUUCUCUCUGGCAAACAUACUGGAGAAGAUUUUUGGUUUAAAUUAGCUGCAACUGAAAAAUUGUCUUAACAUUUUCUUAUAACAUUGCAUCCAUUUUCUUCGCAACGUUCUGAAGCUAAGUUUGUAUUCCAUUUGUCUCCAGCAUGCCACUCUUCAUGGCAUUACUUUAAGACAGCUCCACCUGUUCCAUUUAGUCUCCAAAAGAGAACAGUUCUAUCUGGGACACAGGGGGUAGGGCAGCUGCCCAUCCUUCCCACUACCAGGGGUAUUGCCUGAUGCUCCACUCAGAUCAAAUCUUCAGUCUCACAUUAGUGGAGCAGCCAUAGGUUUUUGUCCAAUCAUUUUUUGGUCUUAGAACUAGAAAAUCUCAAAACAUAUUCAAUAUCUCAGCUUCUUCCCUGAUGUUUCCCACAUCAAGCUUCCCGCCAUUUUUGCCUAGUUAUGUUCUCAAAAAUGGCUGACACAUUUUUGCUGAAACACUGAAUAAAAUCAUCAAAGAAGAACAUCACAUAUAGAAGUUUUCAGCUCAAAUUAUGAAAAAUAUCUGUAGUGAUUAUGCAAAUAAUAAAAAAAAAAGUAUGUACAAUUUCUGGGUUCAAGUUAAAGUUCUUAAAAAAUCAAAAUCAAUUUUUUUACAAUUUGUAUCAGAACAGUGCCUGGGAAAGUAAAUGAAUUAUGUACUUAUGUACUAAGCAUUCUUCAUGCGUGGUUUUAAAAUAUAAGAAUUGUCACUAACCAAUGAAUCAAAGUGAAAAUAAACAGUUAUGUAAAUUUACAGUGGGUUUAACUACUAAACCUAGAUUUUAGAGUUGGGAACAUCCAAUGUAAUAUCCUCAGGGUUGAAGUGGGCUACUGGAAAUAAUCACUGGUCCAAUGAUGGUGGUUUGUUUUCCUGGAGCCUGCAACAGCAGAUUCCCACAGUCCCAGAUGUUUGCAGACUAUAGAUGAGCUUGGCUUCCCAUCACCUGAACGCUGGCAACAAGCGUUUUGUUCAAUCCCCCAGCCUGGGGGUUGAACCAGGCACCUUUUGCAGAGGAGCUGACAGGGACUGAUAUUCAACUUCUUCAGGAGCUGGUCAAACCUCACUAGCAACUUCGGUGUUUCUUGUUUUGGUUCUGUCACCGGUGCAAUGGAAGAGACACGGCUCAAACACCGGAUUUGGGGAGACGCGUGUCUGAGGUACUGGAGAGCUGCUUCUGCCUCGGCUUUCAGGCAGAGUAGAGCACACUGAGGGCAGAAAGCAGUUUUUGGGGCGGUUCUGUGAAUUUAGUUUGACAGGACGGGCAGAGGUGCGCAUUUUCCAGCUGCGGUCACGCUGCCAAUCUCUUCAUGGAAGAGCUGCCGUGGACAAGGGCAGGCGGCCGGGAGCAUGCAGGGAUGGAGGAGGCCUCGGAUGGGACGCGCUGCUGAGAGGCGCCGUUUCAAAGGUAUCCCGCAGGAGCGGCAGGACCCAUGGAAAACGGGAAGCGACACCCUCCGCCCCGACACGGCCUGCGCCAAUGCCGGCACCGGCGCCGCCCCUUCCCGGUAGCCGCGCCCCACCAGCGGCCGCUCCGGCACCGCGCCUGCGGGACAUGCGCGGACCCUACCGGGCUCCUGCUCUGUUUCCCUCCCCCUCUCCUCUUCCUUCUCGCCUUUGCCAUGGCGACACCGAGUGGCCUGAUCCGGGCCCUACACCGCGGGACCCUCGGCCAGAAUAUGGUCGUGGAUCGGAUUUUCUCUGGUAUCCAGCCAACUGGGACCCCUCAUCUGGGUAACUACCUUGGAGCCAUUCAGAACUGGGUGAAUCUGCAGGAAAAGUGCAGCUCAGUGCUCUAUAGCAUUAUGGACAUGCACUCUCUCACCAUGCCUAAGGAGCCAGCUGUCAUGCGCCAAAACAUCCUCAACACCACUGCUGCUGUCCUUGCCUGUGGGAUUGACCCAAAGAAGUGUUUCUUGUUCCGGCAGUCACUGGUUCCUGAGCAUGCAGAACUUGCCUGGAUUCUUGGGUGCUUAACUAAUGUGCCACGUCUGCUACGUUUGCCCCAGUGGAAGACGAAGCGUGCCAGCCAGAGUAGCGAAGGAACUGUUGGUUUGUUGACUUACCCAGUGCUUCAAGCAGCAGAUAUUUUGUUGUACAAGUCAACACAUGUUCCUGUUGGAGAAGAUCAAGUCCUGCACCUGGAACUAGCCCAAGAUAUAGCACAACAUUUCAACAAGAAAUAUGGAGAAUUCUUUCCUGUGCCCAAAGCCAUUUUAAGUACAACAAAGAAAAUAAAAUCCCUCAGAGAUCCAUCAGUGAAGAUGUCCAAGUCAGACCCACAGAAGUUAGCUACUGUUAACAUAGCAGACAGCCCUGAUGAAAUAGUGCUGAAAUUUCGCAAAGCUGUGACUGACUUUACCUCGGAGGUGACCUACGACCCUGCCGCUCGCCCUGGUGUUUCCAAUCUGGUGUCCAUUCACUCUGCAGUAACGGGGCUUAGCAUCAAAGAAGUGCUGCACCAAGCCACUGGUCUCGACACUGCUCACUACAAAAUGGUGGUAGCAGAGUCAGUUAUCCAAAAAUUUGCUCCCAUCAGGAAUGAAAUCAAGAAACUCCAGGAAGACAAGUCCCAUCUGAUAAAGGUUUUAGAGGAUGGAGCAGAAAAAGCCAAAGAACUGGCUGUUCCUAUCUAUCAAGAAAUAAGGAGACUGGUGGGAUUUCAAUAGAAAUGCUGAGUAGUUUCAAGGACUUUUGUAUCAUGAGACAGAGAUUUUGUUAUUUGUAAUAAAAUCAUUUAUUAAUUUUUAAUCAUUUUGGUUUGAAACAAAAACUUUUCUUCCUGGAAGAUCCAAGGAGAAUGUUGAAAGUAAUUGCAUUUAAAAAUGCGCAUGGAGCCAGGUAUUUCCAGUGGGAUCAGCAUUAAACUUGUCCGUAUAGUCAAAGAGGGAGGACAGAAGCAAUCACAAUUCACUAACAAAUUGUGCAAAAGCAGAUUAUAAGAUUGCCCAUGGGGGUUUUUGGAUUUUUCGAUUGACCACUGCAAGAAGCUGAAGUGUAGACAAGGUGAUCAGAAUCCAGUAGAAAGGUUUGUAAUCCUCUCAAGAACAUACUAAGUUGUGUAUGUGAUCUUGUUACAGAUGGACAAUUUAUCCUAUUGGGAGUUACUAAGCUUUGAUGUGGUGAUUGAACAUGUUCUUGGAUAACCAGAAUAAAAGCAGAGACUUAAAAAUAAAAGGUCAGGGUGAUGAAGAGAGAACUUACUGCUUCUCCCUA